AUGAUCAUCCUGGACACUGACCAUCCCAGGGUUGCCAGCACCACGCUGCAGAUGCAGGGAGCGCUGGAGCAGCACCUGGCACGGCUGAACGAGCUGCUGGCCUCGCGGGGGGAUUACGUGCAGACCCUCAAGUUCACGCAGCAGCUGGCUGGCAGCAUUGUCCUGCAGCUCCAGGGGCUGCCAGCCUGGCGGGGCGUCAGCGCUGACCUCACCGAGCUGUCAGGACAGGUGGCCUAUGUGGAGUAUUACAGGUGGUUGGCUUACCUGCUCUUCUUCAUCCUCGUCCUCACCGUCUGCCUGCUGGCCUGCCUGGGGCUGGCCAAGCACUCCCGCUGCCUCCUGCUCCUGAUGCUGUGCUGUGGGCUGCUCAUGCUGGUCCUCAGCUGGGCCUCCAUGGCCGUGGACACGGCGGCUGCGGUGGGCACCAGCGACUUCUGUGUGGCGCCGGACAAGUUCAUCAUGAACCAGACAGAUGAUGAGAUCAGUGCAGAGGUGGUUCAUUAUUACCUGUACUGUGACCAGAGCCUGAGCAGCCCCUUCCAGCAGGCUCUCACCGUGUUCCAGCGCUCGCUGACCACCAUGCAGAUCCAGAUCCAGGGGCUCAUCCAGUAUGCGCUGCCCCUCUUCCCCACAGCUGAGAAAGACCUUUUGAGGGUGCAGCAGCUCCUCAACUCCUCAGAAACCAGUCUGCACCAGCUGACAGCGCUGCUGGACUGCCGGGGGCUGCACAAGGACUACCUGGAUGGCCUCACUGGCAUCUGCUACGACGGCGUGGAGGGGCUGCUCUACCUGGGGCUCUUCUCCCUGCUGGCGGCCGCCGGUCUCGCUGUGCCCCCCAGGAACCAGGCCGUGCUCUUCGGAGGGAACCCCCGCUAUGAGAACGUGCCCCUCAUCGGGAGGGGCUCUCCUCCCCCCACGUACUCCCCGAGCAUGAGGGCCACGUACCUGGCGGUCACCGAUGAGCACAUCCGGCACCGUGGCGACUUCCCGGCCUAGGAGGGGACACCAAAGAGCCCGAGGGACAGCACAGCACGGGGUAGGAGCCACGGCGGGGCUGGGGGACAAACCUGGAGCCCCCCAGCACCCCCUGCCCUCACAGCCCCACACCUGCUGCCUUAGGGGCUCCCGGGAGCGCAGAGGGGCUGCGGGGGCUCCUCCUGUCCCUGUGGAACUUUCUGGAGCACAAACCCCGCGCCAUGCUGCCCUGGGGCUCCCCUAGCAAUGCAGCACCAACCACUAGUGAUCCCAAACCCUUCCCCAGCCCUUUCCAGCUGCCCUGGCUUUUCCCAGGAUGAGGGAUUUGGGAUGUUUUGGCCCUGGC
Zonotrichia albicollis (white-throated sparrow) is the source of this 1321-nucleotide messenger RNA. The record is from RefSeq and is a predicted model, not a curated record. Lineage: Eukaryota; Metazoa; Chordata; Aves; Passeriformes; Passerellidae.